Amphibalanus amphitrite is the source of this 4157-nucleotide messenger RNA. Its product is annotated as myb-related protein B-like. Bases 229 to 2532 code for a protein of 767 amino acids. Gene Ontology annotation, biological process: regulation of DNA-templated transcription. The transcript is spliced from 13 exons. Lineage: Eukaryota; Metazoa; Arthropoda; Thecostraca; Balanomorpha; Balanidae. Gene Ontology annotation, molecular function: DNA-binding transcription factor activity, RNA polymerase II-specific; RNA polymerase II cis-regulatory region sequence-specific DNA binding. Gene Ontology annotation, cellular component: nucleus. The record is from RefSeq and is a predicted model, not a curated record.
GCAGUAGAAUCGAGUGAAGGGAUUUUCCUCUUUGGAAUCCGGUAGAAGCCCCAGGGUAGACAGCUGUUUGUGUGGCGCGCAAGUUUGUUGUCUCGAUGCGAAUGCGCGGACGUGGCGGGAGAGGUGUGAAGCCUGAAAAAAACGAUUCCAGGGGGUUGGAUUGCUUGAAGUUAAUGAAUAAAGACAUGUCAACUAGAGCAUCGCCUAUGCAGUCCAUUAAAUUAUCAAAUGAAUCGUAGGAAGUCAAAGAAGUCAAAGUGGUCCAAGGAAGAGGACGAACAGCUGAAAAAUGCUGUGGACGUUCAUGGGGAGAAGUGGGACCUAAUUCGGCAGCUGUUCCCGGACAAGAACGAGUACGACAUCCAGAGCAGGUGGAACCGUGUGGUCAACCCAGAACUAGUGAAGGGACCCUGGACUAAGGAGGAGGACGACCGGGUGGUAGAGUUGGUACACCAGUACGGCGCCAAGAAAUGGUCGGUGAUUGCCUCCCACCUCAAGGGUCGUAUCGGUAAGCAGUGCCGAGAGCGGUGGCACAACCACCUCAACCCCGACAUCAAAAAGUGCUCGUGGACGCCUCAAGAGGACGACGAAAUCCUCCGACUGCACGGCGUUUACGGCAACCAGUGGGCCAAGAUCGCCAAACACAUCCCCGGGAGGACUGACAACGCCAUCAAGAACCACUGGAACUCGACGGUGAAGAAACGCUGGGAGGAGACUGCCAAGCGUCGAGCCGAGGGAGCGGGCCGGUCGGCGCGCGCCGCCGCCGUGUACGAUCCGCCGCCGCCGACGCCCGGCUACCACGAGUCCACCGACACGGACUACUACUCGUCACCGUCUGUGGAGUACCAGUCGCCGCCAGAGGCCGGCUCAGACUUCCUGCCGCCGCCGCCGCCUCCGCCUCCGCAGCACCAGCCGGGGCACCACCACCACCAGCACCCGCACCAGCACCAACAGCACCAGCACCAGCAGCAGCACCAGCAGCAGCAUAUGGACUACUCGUCCGUCCCAGAGACGGACUUCCAAUACCAAACGACGGCGUGCGUGGGUUUCUCCGUUGCGGGCAGCGGCGCCUCGGCGCAGCAGCACCUCAGCGAUCCAUAUGGGAUCGACUCGCUGGUGUCCUCGCUGAACCGGGCCGGCGACGUUCUCAGCCAGCCAAUGCCGCCACCGCCGAGUGAUCGCUACCAGAAUGACUUCUCCCCGCCGAAUGAGCAGUACUUCUCCACCGAGCUGCCUGCCUGCAGUGGCAUGACCUACUCGCCCAUCAGUUUCCAGACUAUCGGCGACUACGACCCAUUGAGCGUAGAUCGCAAACCACCUCUGGGGGCCGACUUUACCGAAUAUCGGCUCGACACGCCGUCAAGUGAGCUGUCUGGUGAUCUGAGCUCGACGACUACUGGUCGUUUGUCAACUCCGCCGAUUCUGCGGAAACGGCGUCGCCAAACAAGCUCAUGCACCGGUGAUGAUCUUUCCGGCACACACACGGAAAUCCUGAACAACACCAGUCUGCUUCAAACGCCACCUUGUCCAGUUACGCCUCAGAAGAUUACUCCUCUGCCGUUCUCGCCUUCCCAAUUUUUGAAUGGCUCUCGAAACGGUUUCGACAUCGAGCUCGGUCUGUCGAGCCCGAUGCGCCUUGGCUCCCUGGCCCUGGAUGACGUCAAGUUCAUGACGUCAACGCCUCAGCAGGGCAAACAGACAAGGUCGGAGCUGGGCCGGCGGACGCCACCCCAGACCGCCACCCAGCUGAAGCCCAGGACGCCCGACACGCUGAAGAAGAUGCUCAAGGACAUGGAGAUUCACAACGGACCCAUCGGCUUUGCGUCUGACACGCCCACGCAGCUGGAGGACCUGAACGAAAUCAUCAACAAGGAGCGCCAGGAUCUGACGGGCACGCCCAACAGCAGCUCGACAGCGCGUGCCGUCGUGAGUGACGCAGCUGCCGCCGGGGCAGCGUCACUGCCGCCUCCGCCGCCGCUGCCCUCCCACCGGCAGACGGAGCUCGCCCCAAACGGUCCGACUAACGACAGCGGCUACGGCAGCGCCACCGUCAGCCGACUGCGUCUCGAGAAGGAGAACAUGUCCCCGAAACGGCGCGCCCGCCGCACCUUGGCGCACACCUGGUCCACUCCGGGCAACAUCAACGUGCCGGGCCUGACGGCGGCGACGGCCGCGCCGCUGCCGCCCGUCUGCCCCACCGUGCAGCCGGAGACGCCGAGCAAGUCGCUGACGGCGGACCACUCUGUGCUGUUCUCGCCGCCGUCGAUCCUCCCCGACAGUCUGCCGGCCAGCCCGCGCGCCGCCCGGCACGCCACUCACACCCCCGCUGCAGGCGGCGGUAAAGCCUCCCGCCGGGCGCCCUUUGCCCCACGCGGCGCGCCCCAGCGCAAGGCUGCCACUCCAGGCCAAAAGCCGGAGCUCAAAUGGGAGGUGGUGGCCUACGGCAAGACCACCGAACAGCGCGAGAUGGCCGAGAAGGCGCGUCAGACGCUGCGCCAGCUGCGGCCUCGCCAGCAGCCGCCGGUCGUGUGAGCUCCGCCGGCUGGUGGCGGCGCCGCGCCCACCAAUACUCAGCGUGUCGCCAGCGCGGCGGCGCCUGCCCGCACCCGCACACCCUCACACACGUGUACACUAACCAAAGAGAGUCGGCCGGCCGGCCGCGGGGCGCCCGUCGCCGCCGCAGCCGCCGGCCCAGGCGACACUGUUACACUAGUUCUUAAUUUAUUCUAAGGGUGGCCGAGCGGCAGGCUCGGCGGGGCGAACGCUGCGCUGGCAGCCCGGAGCGCGUGGAUAUGACCCGUGCUCGUGGCUUGGAACAGUGCGUGAUUGUCGGGGUGCGAGCGGUAGCUGGUUUGUGGCGCCGAUUUUAAGUGGAAAUGUGUGCAACUGCGGUAUAUUGUCUUAUCUUCUUUCGGCUACGGACUGGUCUGGAUGAUACGUAUCGGUCGGAGAAUGCGAUAGUCAAUGGAAAAUGAAAGGAAAUAUGUGACAAGUAUCGAUAAGGUUAUCCCCAAAAGAGCAUAUUGCGCAAGCUGACAAACUUCUUUGACGCUGUGUUGUAUGUGGUCUUUGAUUAAGCGCAGUCACUUGUAUUAACCUGGUUAUUUUCAUGUCACCAUUUCUUGUGCCUAAGGGCAGGCCGAGCGCGAACCAGUGAAUUGUGUUGCUUCAGAGAAUGAAUGUCGUUUCGUUGUGUGCUCAGACGGUAUGAACGUGUCUGGUCGAUUCUGAUACCGCUGCUCGGCGGAGUAACCUGUUGAUGCAUAAUGUACGGCGCUGUGGCCCACGGAACGGAUGGUGCCAACGACGGCCUUCCGCUGGAGAGUCGUCACUGCGCGUACUCCAUGUCCGCUAACUCGGCGUGGCUUCGCAGGAGGACCUGCACCGUGGCUGAACCGCAGGGAGGGCGCUGUGAGGUAAUGGGCCGCUGAUUCGGAGCGCCGAGCCACAUACGGGCGCUUCUCCCUCAGUUAGGGACCCGCGACGGGCCGGGUGGCACUUGAGCGUCAACGGCUCUCAGGCACUGUACCCUACUUAGAUCUGUGCGUGCGUGCGUGCGUUAUGCGUGGAUGCCAGCUCUGCUGCUAACAGCUCGGUCGCCGUAACUUCGGAGUGGAGUGUGCGCGUCAUGACGUGAUAUGUGUCGGCGGCGGCGCGGACGGCCGCGGGAGGCGUCAGGAGAGGAUAGCGGCACCGCGCGGCGAACUGUCUGCCCUCCCGGCGCGGCGGUCGGAGGUGGGGGGUCGGUCUCCAUAGUCACACCGUGCUCCGGCGGCCCCUGGCCCGGAGAAACGCUCUCAUCCUGCGCACUCUCACACACCGUGUAGAAUUUAUCCUUUGUUAACGCGCGCGCUGCUCUGGUUAAAACGCGCACCCUGCGCGCAUAGCUAGUCAUCGGUUUUGUCUGCGGUUCUCGCCGGAAUGUGUUGCGUCGCGCUGCGGAGGAUCGGGCGGGCAGGAGGGCGGGCGCCCGGCCGGUGGCCCGUACCAGGCAGCUGCUGGUGAGGGGGCGGGGCGGGUGGAAGGAGGGGGAGGGCAACUCUGCGGCACGGGGCUAGCGCCCGCUGCCGCCGCCUUGUAAUCAUGUUUGUGACUUUACUUAGAAAUUCUCCUUAGGUAUUUGUAACUCUGUAUUUUUAAUAAAGCUUUAAAAUGCU